GUCAAUAAGUUUGUGUUUACAGUUCUCAUUUGUUUAUAUCGAAUUUAAAAAAAAAAAGUGCUAAAGCUGAAUUUAAACUGAUUGUAACAAACAAGAAAAACAAUCCAGAAAAUAUACAUACAUACAUUAUUUCAGUUAAACUGUUAAACAAACGUUUUAACGUUCAUGAACAUGCACUGACAAUGCACUUUUAAGAGAAGGGCUGCAGCGGCGUGGGUGUAUUUCCGCCAGGCGGCGCUGUGACUCUGCUGGAAGCUCUGGAAUCUCCGAGGCCCCUGACGUCAUCGCGGGGAAAGCUGAUUGGCUCCAGCGGGGAGAUUUAAACGCAAAAGAUGGCGGCUGCUAAGAAGCGCAGUUUGGACGGUGAUGAUGGACCCGAGUCAGGACACGAAUCGGGACCGGAGACCAAGCCAGCGACUGGGGAUGGGAAAGACACAAAGAAGACCAGAGCUGGACCCGGGUCCGAAGCCGGGUCCGUGCUGGCCGGGUUCCGCACGGAGAAGGUCAUGCGGGAAUCUUCCCGGGAGAAAAACAUUUUCAUCCACGGCAAGAUGGGAAGCGGACCCAACGAGGGGCAGGACGCGGUUCUCAUUCUAGAGAAGACCCCGUUCAGAGAAGACAGCCUGGCGGAACUCUUCCAGUCCUCUGCGCUAAAUCUGCAGAUGCGCAACGAUAUCUAUAGCACGUACCACAUGCACCCUCCCCCGCAUCUAAACGACAUCAAGGCAACGGUGGUGUGUCCGGCUACAGAGAAGCACAUCAAGAAGUACCAGUGUCAGGAACUGUUCCUUAUCCAGGAGAGUGGAGAGGACUAUCGGAGCAUCACCCUGCCCUACAUCCAGGAGCAGAGCUUCAGUGUACAGUGGGUGUACAAUAUAUUGGAAAAGAAGGCAGAAGCCGAUCGGAUAGUCUUUGAAGACCCGGAUCCACAGAACGGCUUUGUCCUCCUCCCAGAUUUUAAAUGGGAUCAGAAGCAGCUCGAUGACUUGUACCUGAUUGCCAUCUGUCAUCGGCGUGGGAUCAAGAGCCUGAGAGAGCUGACCUCGGAUCACCUGCCUUUACUGCAGAACAUCCAGCAGGACGGACAGGCAGCCAUCAUGAAGCGCUACGGCGUUCCUUCCCAUCGCCUGAGAGUCUACCUGCAUUACCAGCCUUCCUACUACCACCUGCAUGUGCAUUUCACUGCGCUGGGCUACGAGACUCCGGGCUGCGGAGUGGAGCGUGCCCACCUACUCUCGGACGUCAUCCAGAACUUGCAGAGCGACACUCAGUACUACCACUCCCGAACCCUCACCUACCCCCUCCGAGCAGACGAUGCCCUGCUGCACAAGCUCAGGGAGGCCGGGCGCUUUUAGGACUUAUUUUAUACAAGGCAGUAUAAUGGUAUACAGAAAUACAUGAUCACACGGUUCUCUUUGUAUGAAUAAUGUACUGUAUGUGGAUUUUUGUUUUUCUAGCAAAAUAAAAUUUAAAAAAGC
Polyodon spathula (Mississippi paddlefish) is the source of this 1478-nucleotide messenger RNA. It is a transcript of the gene dcps, whose product is annotated as decapping enzyme, scavenger. The transcript has 6 exons. Gene Ontology annotation, molecular function: hydrolase activity; RNA 7-methylguanosine cap binding. The coding region runs from base 333 to 1355 and encodes 340 amino acids. Gene Ontology annotation, cellular component: P-body; nucleus. The record is from RefSeq and is a predicted model, not a curated record. NCBI's taxonomy places the organism in Eukaryota, Metazoa, Chordata, Actinopteri, Acipenseriformes, Polyodontidae. Gene Ontology annotation, biological process: deadenylation-dependent decapping of nuclear-transcribed mRNA.